Saprolegnia diclina VS20 is the source of this 327-nucleotide messenger RNA. RefSeq lists its product as hypothetical. Gene Ontology annotation, cellular component: membrane. The transcript is spliced from 2 exons. The coding region runs from base 1 to 327 and encodes 108 amino acids. NCBI's taxonomy places the organism in Eukaryota, Oomycota, Saprolegniomycetes, Saprolegniales, Saprolegniaceae. The record is from RefSeq and is a predicted model, not a curated record.
AUGGCUGGCUACGUCACCACGGGCAGCGCCGCCAACCUCUCUGGCAUUGGCGCUGGAGGCCUCCUUCUAUGGUGUGGCUACUCGAGCCACGAAGAGGCCAAGAAGCGGCCACCGUCCAAGAUUUGGUUCCAGCUCGCGCUUCUCGUCACGCUCGGACUUGUUCUCCUGAGCUUGCGCACAGUCGUCGAGACAAACGACGUCGCCCACGGCGGGCUCAUCGCCGGCACGGCUGUUGUCAUGUCGACGCUCUACACAUUGCACCUGCUCGAGGAUCGCGACGCGUCUAGCCCCAAGGCCACAUCAGCGCAACAGCAGUGGUCGUACUAA